GGCCCUUUCUGUUCGGCCUGAUUGGGCUGGUCCCCUCCCCCUGAUGCUCCUUCAUUGGCCCACACCAACAUCAAUCUGUUGAUUUCCAAGUCGCCCUCAAGUUUGAAACUUUUUUAUUUUUUACGAGUAGGAGGAGGAGGAGGAUUCGGGUUACCAUUUGUAACCGAUCUCACGGCUCAGCAAGAAGAAAACACUCUUUCAAUAAUUUACACAUCUGUGGCUGAGACACGGAACAAGAAGGAGCGCGAGGACGUGUUUCUGGGGUUUUAACGCGGAGCUCUGACAAAAAAACACGAGAACAAACAGAAACACAUGCUGUGAAGAGACUUUUUCCUGCGCUGCCAGGAUGGAAACUUGAUAUAUUUAAUUGAGAUUAAGUUGUCAUCUUUUCGGCUGCCCUACGCGUCCCGCUGAGAGAAAGCCAGUCUUGACCAUGGACUCCUUCAGCACCAAGAGCUUAGCCCUGCAGGCGCAGAAGAAGCUGAUGAGCAAGAUGGCCACCAAGAGCAUGGCCAACCUCUUCAUCGACGACACCAGCAGCGAAGUGCUGGACGAGCUGUACCGCGUCACCAAGGAGUACACCCGCAACCGCAAAGAGUCCCAGAAGAUCAUCAAGAACCUGAUCAAGAUGGUGGUGAAGCUGGGAGUGCUCUACAGAAACAACCAGUUCAACAGCGAGGAGCUGAUCCUGGUGGAGAACUUCAGGAAGAAAGUCCACACUCUGGCCAUGACGGCGGUCAGUUUCCACCAGAUUGAGUUCACCUUUGACCGCCGCGUCAUGAGCGCCAUUUUGAAUGAUUGCCGCGAGCUGCUGCACCAGGCCAUCAAACGCCACCUGACAGCCAAGAGCCACUCGCGAGUCAACCACGUGUUCAAUCACUUCGCCGACUGUGACUUCCUGGCGUGUCUCUACGGGCCCUCUGAGGUUUAUCGCGGCCACCUGCAGAGGAUCUGCAACGGGGUCAACAAGAUGCUCGACGAGGGGAACCUCUGACCUCCGCUGGCCUCGUCCACCUUUACCUCCCGUCACCCCUCGUGUACCAUCCUGCAAGAUUUCUUUCUUUUUUUUAUGGUGACAAUCGUGAACGUUUGUAUUUUUCAUUUGUUGCAUGUGUGUGCGUGUGCAUUUAAACACUGAAUUCCUCGGCUAGUUAGUCCAAAGUGUCUUCUGCAGCCAGACUUUUUCUUAUUCUACAGAAAACAAAACACAGAUGUUUUUUGUUGUUGUUUUUUAAUGAAUGUAAAACUUUUAUGCUCUUAUCAGUAUAUUCAGGGAUAGGAGCCUUGACAACUGUGCCUUGGAAAAAAAAACAUGUUUGUCUUCAUUUUAAGUCGACUUAGUUGCUCCUUUUACUAAAUGAAUAAGACAUGAAUCCGGCGCAGGCCUUCAGUCAUGUCUCUGUGAGGAGCUUUUAUUGGACCACGAUGGUUUUGGGGGCACCAGGAGAGGAAAGCAAGUGAACUUCCAUCUUUUCCAAAUACCCAAGGAUGUAAAGAAGUGCUUUUUUGUUCUUUUCUAAAAGUAGUAUUGCACUCAAUCCUGAACAAGCGCUGUACUGUACUUUCCCGCAAUAAUGAAACCAUGUGAAACACGGCAGUUGAGUAAUCCUUUUACAGCUUUCACCAUCAUGCACUGAACUCCACUCUGCCGAGAGGCCAGGCCUUUUGUGUAGAAGGCUGCCAUAAACGCAGUUUUUACUUUUAAUAGUCUGCUUUAUAGCCACCCCAACAAAGAUGAAGUAUCCGGGUCAUAGAGGAACCGUAAACACCAAGGUAUUUGAUUAUACUGUGUAUUGUAGAAUGUGCUGCUGGCUUUAAGCUCAUCUGCUCCGGGGAAAAGAAAACUCCAACUUUGUGUCUAUAAAUGUCAUAAUCGCAGCAGGUAAGCAGCGCAACCUGGCACCCUCCGCCAACGUUGCUCUGGCAUUUUGUCAGAGAGGAAUAAAGAGCGAUCACAGUUGAACUGCUCAUCAUAAUAGAUGUUGGAGCCCAGGGUCAGCGGCGUUUCAGAUUUAUCGACGUAGCCUCAGGUUUAUCCAGAAAGCACUACAACUCUGGUUUGAAUUGUGACAGAUUUGAACUAGAAAGACUCCCCAGGAGUAGUCCGAUGAAAGGAUGGACAGAAACCUGCAGCUCCGCGUCUAUAAAGAGGGCCAGGCUUGGUUUAGAGAUUAGAGCACAGAUGAACACAGAACCUGAUUGUACUCUCCCACUGCAAUUACAGCUCCGCACUCUGGUGCUAUAAUGGCCGGGAGCCUGCCUCUGUGGAGCAGCCACUCUCCAGCUCGCCACACAGCAGGCUCGUGUUGUGUGAUGUAGAUAACAUCGCUGUUUGUUUUGUCCCUUUUUAAUGGACUGAAAGAUGUUGUUGUUUCUUCCUUUAUAAAGGAGAAUAUGAAUAGUUACUACUUUCCCUCCCCAACCUCACAUAAUAGCUGUCUUUCCUUUUUUCUUUUUGUAUCACUGAGCCUGACUGGGAGAUUGUUUUGUUCUGCGGCCUCAUUUUGUAUUCUGGUUGUGAGAGUGUGUGUGUGUGUGUGUAUGUGUGUUUGUGUGUUUGUGUGCGUACCUGUGAGAGAAUUGGAAAUUGAGCCGUGUAAUAAGCGCUGUGCUUUUCCAGAUAGGAUUGCUGAAACUUUCACUUCAUCUACAGCCGCUCUGCCAAAGAAAUGAAGACUGAUGUGACUCAAAAUGCGGUGGUUUUCUCCCCAGAGGAACAGAAAACAGUAUGCACUUGAUAAUUUAUAGCCCUGGUGACGGUGAUCAUGAAGACACAGAUGGUGGCUGUUGUGGGUUUUUUAUUCACCUUUUUUAAUUCUUCGAUGACUUCCCUGUGUAUAUUCUCGUUUGGUAGAUCCAUUUGACUCUCGCUGCACUGUUUGGGAGGCUUUGAAGUAAAUCCUUUUUUCUAAGUCCCUCUAAAACAGUUGACUUUAAUUGUCUUUGGAUGCCAUUUUCUCCAAUCCCUCCACAUCUCAGGGAUAGUUUAAAUCUCCCUCGGUUUAAAAUCCAUGACACACUAAGUAGAAAUCACCACAAUCCUCUGCAACAGCCCCACUUAUUUGACUAAAGCCCUGAAACUAAGCAUACUUAUGUUGCGUUUUUACUAUUGUGAAGUUUGCAAUGUUUUUAUUUUCACUCGUGUACAUAUGAUUGUUUAUGUGUCUCUAUGUAUCCAAACACAACAAAUAUAAUACAAUUUACUUUUUUUAAAGAAUA
Molecule: messenger RNA, 3219 nt
Organism: Cottoperca gobio
Lineage: Eukaryota; Metazoa; Chordata; Actinopteri; Perciformes; Bovichtidae
Gene: tnfaip8l1
Product: tumor necrosis factor, alpha-induced protein 8-like 1
Exons: 3
Coding region: 434-994 (186 amino acids)
Biological process (GO): regulation of apoptotic process
Cellular component (GO): cytoplasm
Source: RefSeq, a predicted model, not a curated record